GUUACGGAAGACAACCUUGCUAUUCUGCACAACAUUCUGUUUACAUUUACUUCGGGUCUGAACGCGAACGCUUGAAUACUUCCUAAAACAUUAAAAACUAUUAACGAGAUUGGAAAAUGGCAUGUGGUGUCUGCCUCGAGGAUGAUGUGCAAGUUAUAAAUAUUUUCACCGAGGAAGGCAUACGAUUGAAAAUAUCUUCGAUUAUCGAACAGCACUUCUGGUUUCAGCCUUCAGAAGGAGAUCCAAUUUUAAGUCAAAUCUGUUGCUCAUGCUGGGAGCAAAUUGCAAAUUUUCAUAUUUUUUAUACAACCGUAAAGGAAGCCCACAAGAGACUGAAGGAAAGCUAUUACAAAAAACAAAUUGACGACGAAGAACUGAUUUACACUAUCGACGACUCCGACGAAGAGGAGGCAAACGUUAAGGAUAUUGAGCCCAAAUCAGACGAUCUUAAUGGACCAAGGCAGGGAGACAUUCGAAACCCCUUGGAGGAGCAAGGCCAGACUUGUUCUGGAUCCACAGAUGGAGUUCAGUUAUUUUUCAAGCAGGAGCACGAAGCACUCCUAGAGCAAUACACUUACAUAGAAGCUUCAAACAAAGAUAUCGCUGAUGACGAAAUUACGGAUUCUGAAGAAAUAAGUUACAGAUCAUCUGGUAACGAGUUUUCCUGUAGCACGGUUAAAGAGGAACCAGAUGACACGAUUUGGGAGCAGGAUAUACCAUCUUCAAGUCGGUUAGAAAAAAAAACUAACUUAAAUAGGCUGUUCAGAAAACAAACAAGAAGCAAAAUCAGUCAAAUUGAAGAAAAAGAAAGAACUAAAAAUGAAGAUGAUCUGAUCGCGACACAUAUAAAUCUAGAGUGUGAGCAAUGCUUUGUGAAAUUAGACACCUUUAACGACUUGAAUAGACAUUAUCAAGCGGCGCACAAUAUUAGUGGCUACGUCCGUUGUUGUGAUAAGAAACUUCCCAGCCGUUCGUAUAUCCUUGACCACAUAAACCAGCAUAUCAAUCCGGAGAGUUACAAGUGCAAAGAAUGCAACAAAUCUUUUUCUACUCAAUACGCAAUUAAGAACCAUCUGGCCAUCAAACAUGCUCCGGAAUCAUCGAAAAUCUUUAAAUGUAAAGAGUGUCCGCAACGCUUCACUAAUGACUAUUCUUUAAACAAACAUUUAUUGGAACAUAAAAACGACGAUGAAAAACGAUUGUAUUGUACGGAUUGUCGUAAAAUGUUCUCUUCAAUCAAAGCUCUAGAGGUUCAUCGUGAGGUCCAUCACAAACGGUUAAGUGGUCACAUAUGUCACGUGUGCGGAAUCAUUUUGAAAGGCAAAAAGGCUUUCGGGAAACAUAUUAGAGAACAUGCUGCGAUAUUAGGUUCGGAAGCGAUUAACGACCCAGUCUGCCCUAUUUGCGGGAAAUUGUCAGCAUCGAUAAAAACAUUAAGGCACCAUAUACGUUAUGUUCAUUCAGCUAUGCGCCCUCAUAAGUGCCCAGUUUGUGGCAAAGGAUUUAAAAUUCGCCAGAAAUUAAAGGAACAUAUGGGGACACACGCAGUUGGAAUUUCACUUCCUUGUCCGUAUUGUCCAAAACGCUUUCGUAGUAAGAUUCACGUAUACUCACAUAAGUAUCGGAUGCAUAAAAAGGAAUAUGAUAUGGAGCGAAAUGCGCGGUUGGAGGCUGCAGCGAACGGAACUUACAAUCGUUUUGAAUUAUCAUAUGAUCCAACAGUAAACGUGUGCAGUAAAAUACAGCAGGCUUAUGAUCUCGAAGAGGAUGACUGCUACUUAGUCUCGUAAAAAUAAAAUUGAAAAUAAUACUUUCAAAUUUUGAAGCGACUGAUACAUAAUGUAACUCUGUAUCUGCGAUUAGUUUAUCUGUACGACUUGAUAUCUUUUUAUAUGUUAUAAAGCCAUUAUACAUUAUUUUAUUGAAUAAAUAUCAGUUGUCACAAAA
This is a messenger RNA of Hermetia illucens (black soldier fly), 1947 nucleotides long. RefSeq names its product transcription factor grauzone-like. NCBI's taxonomy places the organism in Eukaryota, Metazoa, Arthropoda, Insecta, Diptera, Stratiomyidae. Gene Ontology annotation, molecular function: zinc ion binding; DNA-binding transcription factor activity, RNA polymerase II-specific; RNA polymerase II transcription regulatory region sequence-specific DNA binding. Gene Ontology annotation, biological process: regulation of transcription by RNA polymerase II. Bases 117 to 1790 code for a protein of 557 amino acids. The record is from RefSeq and is a predicted model, not a curated record. Gene Ontology annotation, cellular component: nucleus. The transcript is spliced from 9 exons.